Molecule: messenger RNA, 1457 nt
Organism: Lathyrus oleraceus (garden pea)
Lineage: Eukaryota; Viridiplantae; Streptophyta; Magnoliopsida; Fabales; Fabaceae
Product: UDP-glucose 4-epimerase GEPI48
Exons: 9
Coding region: 134-1177 (347 amino acids)
Biological process (GO): galactose metabolic process
Cellular component (GO): cytosol
Molecular function (GO): UDP-glucose 4-epimerase activity
Source: RefSeq, a predicted model, not a curated record
AAACUCUCGCUUUUCCUAUAAAACAUAUAACCCCUACUUUUUCUAUAUCAAAUCUAUCUCUCUAUCGUUACAAUUUUCGCAUUCAUAUAUUUUCUCCCUCAAUUAUCUCUCUAUCGUCAAAACCCUUUCAAUUAUGUCUGCCAAAACCAUUCUUGUUACCGGCGGUGCCGGCUACAUCGGCACCCACACCGUUCUCCAGCUUCUUCUCGCCGGUUACAAAGUCGUCGUCGUAGAUAAUCUCGAUAAUUCUUCCGCCAAAUCCAUCGACAGAGUCAAGACUCUCGCCGGUGCUUUCGCCGGUAACCUAUCAUUUCAUAAGUUAGACCUGCGGAACCGAGAUGGAUUGGAGAAGAUUUUUUCUUCCACAAACUUUGAUGCGGUCAUACAUUUUGCUGGCCUAAAGGCAGUAGGUGAAAGUGUGCGGAAACCAAUGGUCUACUAUAACAACAACUUGAUUGGGACAAUUGUUCUAUUUGAAGUCAUGGCCGCCCAUGGAUGCAAGAAGCUUGUGUUCUCCUCUUCAGCCACUGUAUAUGGUUGGCCAAAAAAAGUCCCUUGUACCGAAGAGUUCCCUUUAUCAGCUGUAAACCCAUAUGGGCGAACCAAGCUUUAUGUCGAAGAAAUUUGUCGUGAUAUCUACCAUGCAGAUUCAGAAUGGAAAAUAACACUCUUGAGAUACUUCAACCCAGUUGGUGCUCAUCCUAGUGGUCACAUUGGUGAGGAUCCUCGCGGAAUUCCUAACAACCUCAUGCCUUUUGUUCAGCAAGUUGCAGUUGGCAGACGCCCCGCAUUGACAGUUUUUGGAACAGAUUAUAGUACAAGUGAUGGAACUGGAGUUCGUGAUUAUAUUCAUGUUGUUGAUUUAGCAGAUGGGCACAUUGCUGCAUUGCGUAAACUAGACGAUCCUAAAACAGGUUGUGAGGUUUUCAACUUGGGAACAGGAAAGGGAACAUCAGUCUUCGAGAUGGUUACAGCUUUUGAAAAGGCCUCUGGAAAGAAAAUUCCAAUAGUAAAAGCUGGUAGGAGACCUGGAGAUGCCGAAACUGUUUAUGGGUCAACAUCAAAAGCAGAAAAAGAACUUAACUGGAAAGCUAAAUAUGGCAUCGAUGAUAUGUGCCGUGAUCAAUGGAAUUGGGCUAGCAAAAACCCUUAUGGCUAUGGUGACUCUACAAAAUGAAGAUUCUUUCAAAUCAAUCCAUUUGACAUUGAUCAUUUAUUUAUAUUCAUACAAAAUAAGUACUACUACAAGUUUAGUUUUCUCUAGAGUUUUUCUUGAGCGAUUCUAAGAUGGAAAUAACUUUUGUAAUUAUGAAUUUUAAUUAUAAUUAUGAGGCAAAUAAGUAGUAGUAGUACUACUAUAAGUAAUGAUUCUUUAGGUUCCAAUUUACAUGUUAUCAAAUGGAUUAUCUCAUCUUAGAGCUAGAUGACUUACAGAUAUAAUUUUACUUUACUUCAUA